GAGCGGCCAAUGACGGGGCGUGUUACAUCGCGGCUCGGCCAGUGCACUGUGUGAGGCAGGGGAGGGAGCGGCCCACACUUUCUCUGUCUUGUGGUGCCCUCUUUUAAUGACAAUUCGUGAUCUAGAGUCCUCCACGUUUGUCAGAAAGUGCUGCUGACCAUGGAUGUACUGGUGCUUGGUGCUGUUGUGGUGGUGUUGACAGUUGUGGUCUAUUUACUCGCCACUUUGGGCACAAAAGAAACCCCUUAUGAAGAAGCUCUUGCCGAACAACGUCAGAAGCAGGAACAGGAACAGAUUGCGCUAGCAAAGACUGACAGGCAACAAAAGUACAAAAAUACCAAGCAAAAGAAGCCAAAGGUCAGGAAGGAUGACUUUGAGCAGAAUGGACCAGCAUCGGCAACAAAAGUAGAGGAGGUAAUUACAGAGCCGGACACCACGCCACCUUCUACAGAACCCGAGGCUUCUCCCCAACCCCAGCAGGAAAAGAAGAAGAAAAAGAAGAAAGACAAGGAGGAUGAUGAAACUCCUCGUAAGAUCAUUGUAGAGGAGGUAACUGAAACUAUUGUGACAAAGGCUGAAGCUGUGAAAGUAGAAGCUGCAAAGGGGAAGUCCUCUAAGCCAGAAGCAGCCAAGUCCUCACAGGCCAAGGCUGAAAGCCCGAAGGCUGAUGCUGUGAAGGUGGAGUCUUCUAAAGGAAAGACUUCCAAGGUAGAGGCAUCCAAGUCAGAGCAAGCCAAGGCUGAAAGCCCAAAGGCUGAAGUUGGAAAGUCAAAGGCUGCCAAGGCAGAGGCUGCAAAGACUGAAACUUCUAAGACCGAAGCUGCCAAGGCUGAACUAGCCAAAGGAAAGGCAGCAAAGGCUGAUGUGGGAAAAGCUGAAGCAGCAAAGAUCACCAAGGCCAAGGAGACCAAGACAGAGGCAGCCAAGACAGAGGCAGCAAAGACCAAGGCCGCUCCAGAAUCCACCCCUCCUCCUCAGGGAAAAGAAAAUAAGAAGGAAAAGGUUGUAACGCCUGUAACCCGCCCUAAGGCUGAAGAUAAUUUUGAGGUUGUAGAUGGGACUUUGAACUCAACAGGAAAGGCUACACCAACUCAAGAGAAGAAGAAGAAAAAAGAGAAACAGAAGACUGAUAUUCCUGGUCCAAAAGAGAGCAGAAUUCUGCCCCUUGUGCAAGAUGCUCACCUGAGCAGUGGAGAGAUUCAAACUCUGAUUGAUAUCCUGCUGAACAAGCAGCAGCAGAACAAUGCUGGUGGUGAAUGGGUCGAGAAGGGACGUGUUGAUCCCACAACUCAGCUCCGGCGACAGUUGGAGGAAGUGGAAACCCGCUUGAGGGAGAAGGAUGAAGCUCACUCUGCACUGUCGGCCAAGAUUACUGCCCUCCGUACGGAGCUGAAUUGUGAGCGUUCUCGUGCAGUGAAGCUGAAGGCUCAAUUGGAUGACACUGUUGCAAGUCACUCACGUGAACUUGAGAAUGCAAAUGCAAAUGCCCAGUCAUCUCAGAAUGCACGUCUGAAUGAAGUGAAGGCAGCUCUAGAGAAGGAAUACCAGACUAAAAUGCAACAGCAACAAAAGAUUUUACAGCAGUUGCAGAGCACGAAUAAUGAAUCAGAAAUUGCAACACUGCGAGCUUCCCUCAGCGAGUCAGAAAUGCAGACGGCUGUGCUGAGACAAGAGCAUGAAGAAUUAACAAGGAGAUGCCAGCAGUAUGAAGAGCACAUUGCUGCUCUUGAUGAAAAGAGAGCAGGUGAAAAUGCCAGUAGAAUUACACAAAUCACAGAGCUGCAGGCACAUCUUGCAAGUGCUGAUGCCCAGAGAGCCCAAGCCUUGGCAGAGGCAUCUGCUGCAAGUGCUGAGCGAGAAGCUCUUAAUGUGCAACUAGCAAAUGAAACCUCAAAAACUGCACAAACACAGCACAAACUUCAGGAAUCAGCACAGGAGAAAACAAAGGUGGAGUCGCGAUUAGCCCAAAUAGAGGGUGAACUUUGUAGUGUACGACAGGUGGUGUUAGACCAGACUGCAGAAAUUGAACGCUUAAAAGAGGAAAAGGAGUCUUUGGCAUCUCAGAGUGUCCGUCCAGCAGCUGAGGGUCAAGAAAAUGGUGAUGUUCAUGCAGAGCAAACCCAAGGCCCAUCCACCGCCCACUUAGAAUCAUUAGUUAAGGAAAGAGAGAUCCAAAUAGAACAACAAAUAAGUGAGGUAUCAAACCUGAAGAAGGAAAUUGCAAGAUUAAAAGAAGAACUGGAUAAUCAGAAAGCAAAGAACAAUGAGUUACGAGAAAAGAACCACAAAGUCCUGGAGGCCUUAACAAGCACAGAGGAAAAAUUGAUGGCUAGACUCAAGCAGGUGGAUGAGGCAUCUGGCGAGGUGGAAGAGGAGAAGACGAAGGUUCGUGCCGUCCUUAGAAGAAUUUUCCCUGAGGUUGUUGUAGAUGACGCAUUGGCCCUUCCUGUUAGGAAAAAGACGUACCAGGACCAAGGUGCAUUCCUUAGUGAGUUCGAGACGAAGGCAUUACAAGUAAUUACUCAGUCGUCUCAGACACCACAGCCAGAGGUUGUGGAGAAAGUUGUAGAAAAGGUUGUUGAAGUUGAAAAGGUUGUAGAGAAGGUAGUUGAGGUAAAGGUUGAAGACCCAGAACUCAAGUCUCAGGUUGAGAAACUUGCCAAGGAAAAUGCUCAGCUUAAGUCUCAGGUUGAAGAUCUUAAGAGAUCGUCAUCUGCCAGUGAUAGCAAGAGAGUUAGUGAGCUGGAACAAGAAGUCCAAGCAGUCAAUGAGAAAGUUGUCCAUUAUCAGACUGUUCUUGCAGAUACCGAGAAUUUACUCAAAUCAUUAGAGGCUUCUGUUGAGUCAGAGGAAGUGACCUGGAAUAAAAGGUUGUCAGAGAAAGACCAAGACUUGCGUCAACUAACGGCUGACAAAGCUAACCUCCAGCUGCAGGUGAAACAGCUAGAAGGCACCUUAGACAAGGUCAAGCAGGCAGAAGAGAUGCAGUCUCAAUUGAAGGAACUGCAGGAGCAGCUACAGAAGGAAGAAAAGGAAAAGGCAGCUCUUCAGGAGGAGCUGCUGAAGGCCCAGGAGCAGCUCACACAGACCGCUACCAAGGGCAGCGGUGAUGUUGAUGUGGGCUUGCUGGAGCUGCGUGCAGACAACGACAAGCUUCGAACACUAGUCAGUGUUGGGCAGGAUGCCAGCCGGCAACAGGAACAGCUCAUCGAGGAGCUAAGGACGGAACUAGCCUCUGUCAAGGCAGCCCUGGCCGCUAGCCGUGUGAGUAAAAUGGGCUACAUGGUUGGUUGGGUGGGACGCAACAGCAACAACACCACCACCACCAACAUCAUCAACAACAACAACCCUGUGGAACAGCAGAAUGCAAGUAUGAAUGGACCAGCCAGUGAGGAACAGUGUCAAGAGGACAACACCUCGCGUGCCGACACCGCCAGUCUGAUGUCCGCUUCCUCUGCCUCAGUCACAGACACUAACCUUUCUCAGGAUCAGUCAGGAGCAACGGCAAAAAAAGCUAAAAAGAAGCGAAAGUUUUCUUUGCGAGGUUCCCCUCGUAAAGCUAGUAAGUCUCCCAGCAGACGUACCAGUAGGGAAGGAACAAUUGUCAGAGCCGUUGAUAAAAAAGCAGGGUGCUGGGGCUAAGCAGUGAAAAAUAAUAGGAGGUACAAGAAGCAGCCACAACUUGCAAGAGUUUCACUGACAUUGUCUAUCGUCCAACCUUGGCCACAGUGUUGGAGGUCCACAGCCAGAGCAGCUGAAUGCCAUGAAGACUUUUGCUAUUAAGAUGUAUUUUAUACAAAUAUUCUUUUGUAGAAUGUCCUGGAAAUUGAAGCUUCAUGGGAGAUAGCUGUUAUAAGUGAGGACCAUUUAUCUAAAAAAAAAAAAAAAUUGUUUUCUGAAUUUUCUCUGUAUGAAUUUGAACAAGUUUGUUAGUUGUAAGUGUUCAACUUGCAUGUAUGCUUUGUAAGAAAUUUUGAAAGAUUCGCUCGAAGAUUAUUAGCUAAUUGUUUGAUAGGCUUUGUUCAUCAGAAUUGUAAACUUUGUUUUGGUUAUUCUGAGUAACAAGACUGUUAAAUUGAAAUGAGUUGUGAAGCCAAAAGGUUUGCUCAGUUUUUGGUGGCAGUUAUAAAGUGCAAUGUUGUCAGUGACAGUGAAGUCUUGCAGGUCAUCGUCUUUGAACCAUCAGUGUGAUGCAGACGGUUGUUGAGACUUGCUCAUUUAGGAAAGUGUUUUUCUAUUCGUGCUUUUACAUUUGUGAUUGGUUCUUUGUUAUUAUCAGAAGUCGUCUUCUAUGAUGUAAAAGUGAAAACCAAGAGGUUUGACAGCAAGUUCUGAUCACCUGUGGUGUUGUGGGUGCACUUUUUCUUUUUUUAGUUUCCAUUGCUGCAAAGGGUUAGGGGCAUUGCCAAGCAUUGUAUUUUUUGUUUACUAUUGGAGAGAUUCACUCUUGUGUUUAUAACGUAUUUUACACUUGAUGCAGCAAGAGCAAUCUUAAGUUAAAAAUACAAAGUUCAUUCCAGUGAUGAUUAAUCCCCUCUUUUUGAAAGGGCUAUAUUUUUUCUCCACUUGGACAGUGAAGUAAUGUACCAUGCACAGGACUAAUAGUAUAGUUUAAUAUGUAUUCUAGCUUUUCAUAUGUUCAGACGAUCUUGAUAUUCUUCAAAGAAUUGAUAAUUUAAUAUGGACGUGUUGCAGAUAAAAAUGGUAUCUGCACUUUUUUUUUUCUCUCUUUUUUUUUUCUUAGUUUACACAGCAGUGGUACAUAUUUUACUGACCAGUUUUGUAUAACUAAAUGGAAAACUAUUCCAGUAGGCCAUUAGGACACUUCCCAAGUUUCCAGUCCAUUCUGGGUGGGCUUGCUUAUGUCUUCUGGCGCCUCACGUCGGCAUAUCCUUUACUGUGGUAAUAAUCCCCAUAGACCAAGAUUUACUAUUACUAUUGUUUUGUACGGUGCAAGGAGCCAAGAACACAAGUGUGGCAGUUAGUGUGGUUGUCCUUGGGGCGGGUAGCACGGGUCGGGACCAGGAAAAACAAAUAGCAGGUCGUAGGGGGAUCAAAGGGCAAUCUGGUGCUUAUUCUUUCCCAACAGGCAGAUGACCUGAGCCUGGAUGCUCUUGUGGGUUGGGGUUGUAAUGAUAACACCUUCGAGGAUGUAGGUCCUUCUUUUUUUGUCUUUGUAUUUGUGCUGAGGUGAAUCUAUUUGACAUGGCAUUACAUCCUCCAACUCUGAAAGAUUGCAGUCUAGACUGAUAGGGGUUGCCUAUUCCACAUCUGAACACAUUCUAUUCUUUUUAUAAUUAUUUUUUGAAUCUGUAAUUCCAAGGGUAUACGGUGAUUUUAAGGUGUGGUUUGUCAAACUGCUUGUGAUGGGGCUAUUAUACAUAUGCUAAAUAGCCCCAGUUAUAUCUAUAGAAUAGUCACCCAAGAAUUAAAUCAUAGCCAGUAGGUAUUACUGAUUAGUAUAAAUGCUUUACAAGAUCAAAGUGGUGUUUAAAAUUGGUGCCCAUGUGCUGCCCAGCCUGGCGUGUGAGAUUGUUACCUGGUGAGAUUGGACCUGGUAUUCAAACACAAAUACAUGGUUUAUCAGUA
Molecule: messenger RNA, 5589 nt
Organism: Penaeus indicus
Lineage: Eukaryota; Metazoa; Arthropoda; Malacostraca; Decapoda; Penaeidae
Product: ribosome-binding protein 1-like
Exons: 23
Coding region: 160-3642 (1160 amino acids)
Cellular component (GO): endoplasmic reticulum membrane
Source: RefSeq, a predicted model, not a curated record